AUGGAAGAAGGAAAAUUUAAAGACAUAAUUGACACUAAACUGAAGAUAGUCGAAGAGGAUGCAAGGUUUGCCACAGUAAUCAAAGUUGCUUUAUGGUGUAUACAGGAUGAUAUGUACCUCAGGCCACCAAUGACGAAAGUAGUGCAAAUGCUCGAGGGGGUCUAUCCUGUCCUCCCAUCACCAACUGCUUCACAACUUGGUUCUUGGCUUUACUCAAAUUUCUUCAAAUCAAUUAGUGAGGGGGGCACUUCAUCAGGGCCGUCAGACUGUAAUAAUGAUGCUCAUCUUUCUGCAGUUCGCCUUUCUGGUCCAAGAUAG
This is a messenger RNA of Fraxinus pennsylvanica, 318 nucleotides long. The record is from the annotation of a GenBank genome assembly. NCBI's taxonomy places the organism in Eukaryota, Viridiplantae, Streptophyta, Magnoliopsida, Lamiales, Oleaceae.